Molecule: messenger RNA, 1114 nt
Organism: Branchiostoma belcheri (Belcher's lancelet)
Lineage: Eukaryota; Metazoa; Chordata; Leptocardii; Amphioxiformes; Branchiostomatidae
Product: frataxin, mitochondrial-like
Exons: 5
Coding region: 41-712 (223 amino acids)
Biological process (GO): intracellular iron ion homeostasis; iron incorporation into metallo-sulfur cluster
Cellular component (GO): mitochondrion
Molecular function (GO): ferrous iron binding; 2 iron, 2 sulfur cluster binding; ferric iron binding
Source: RefSeq, a predicted model, not a curated record
UGCGUCAAAUGGUUUGUCCCCUUUUAACCCUCUGCGUCCAAUGGUUUGUUCCAAGGGGUCAGAGUUGACGAUUGUCGUGCGCUGUAACGCAAAAGUUCUUUACUUUGCGAAUGAAAAUAUCGUCUGUGUAGGAGGCAUGUCUGCUCUGUCAAGACUUCCUGGCACGGUGAUACGUCACGUCAUGCGGCGUUCCUGUCGAGUGAGACAGGUUUACAGACUCCCGAUGGUUGGAAACAUGGUAGUGAAAGACUGUCAAUUUUUACAACAACAUGCAACCAUUAGAACCACAAGUGAUGUCAGGAUGUGCAGUAAUCAACAAAGUAACAGCGAGAUAGCUCUGAAUGAGUACCAUCGCAUUGCUGAUGACACCCUGGAUGGUCUGGCGGAGUAUCUGGAGGACCUGGGAGAUCAGGACUGCUGCCCACCUGAGUACGAUGUACAGUUCUCUUCAGAUGUGCUGACUCUCAGACUGGGUGGAAAUUUAGGAACAUACGUCAUCAACAAGCAAACACCCAACAAACAGAUCUGGCUGUCCUCUCCUACCAGUGGCCCCAAACGUUACGACUACUUUGAUGAGAGAUGCGGCUGGGUGUACCGACAUGACAACAACUCCCUGCACAGUCUGCUACAGGAAGAACUCUCUGCUGCACUGAACAUAGACAUUCAGCUAAAACACCUACCUUACAGCGGAUCCAAUGUAAAAGGAAGCUGACUGUGUGGUUGGAUGCACAUGGCUAGUUGUCAUUUCUUUUUAUAAGUUAUAUUUAUUUGUAAGACACCAUCAGAGUGUUAUAUGAAAUCAAAUCUUUAUCUAAAAUCAACUUUGCAGACGUGCAGAAUUUCUUCAGACAGAACUGAAUUGCGUUGGAAUUUUACAGAUAUGUAGACUAAAAGCAUAUCAACAUUUACAUAAUUAAAAAAAAUAUAUGGCUGUUAACUGCAACAUGCAUCCCGUUACCAAGGCUGACAUUAAAAGUUGAAAAUCAAAGGAGUCAAACAGUUGUGAUGUUAAUUAAGGGUCUCAUGUGUUGGCAUUGCCUCUGACCUGUGUGUAUAGGAAGGAUACAGUUGCAAGGACAUCAAAAAGUAGACAUCUGCACAUGUAGAACAUCAA